Cyprinodon variegatus (sheepshead minnow) is the source of this 3628-nucleotide messenger RNA. Its product is annotated as inactive dipeptidyl peptidase 10-like. NCBI's taxonomy places the organism in Eukaryota, Metazoa, Chordata, Actinopteri, Cyprinodontiformes, Cyprinodontidae. The record is from RefSeq and is a predicted model, not a curated record. Bases 289 to 2667 code for a protein of 792 amino acids. Gene Ontology annotation, molecular function: dipeptidyl-peptidase activity; serine-type peptidase activity. Gene Ontology annotation, biological process: proteolysis. The transcript is spliced from 27 exons.
AGCUGGUUGUACAUGCAUUGAUAUUAUUCAGAGCCGGAGAGAGACACAAAGGAGGGAAAACAGAUUGUUGGUGUAAAUGUGUUACAUUUGGUGAAGCUUCAGGGAGGAGAGGCAACUGCUCCAGUGGAGAAGCUCUACAGCCUUCAAGAUUCAAGAAUAAUCUGCAGGAGCUGAAACAACAGGAAGUCAGGGGAAACUUUGCCUCUGAUCCGCCACUUCAGGAUUUUUCAAUGUUGCCUUGUCUGGCUGUCAGACUGAGGAGUGUUUUGUGAAAACUGACAAGCCAAGAUGAACCAAACUGCAUCCGUGUCGCAUCAGAUAGAGUGUCAGCCCAUCAGAGAUAGCAAGGAGUUUGUGGACGUCAGCCCCCCGCAGAGGAACUGGAAGGGCAUCGCCAUCUCUCUCCUGGUUAUAGUGGUGGUCUGCUCGCUCAUCACCUUGUCUGUAGUCGUCCUAACGCCCAGUGACGCUCUUGAAAGCAGCAAGUUCAAGCUGACGGUGGAGGACCUGUUUAAACCCGAGUUCCAGAUUCACGACCCACAAGCUAGGUGGAUUAAUGAUUCAGAGGUGGUGUACAGAAACGGAGACGGACAUGUCGUCAAGUUCAACUUUGUCCUGAAUGAGACGGAGAUCAUUUUGGCGAACUCCACGUUUGUCUCCUUCAAAGUGGCAAAAUACUCGCUGUCCCCAGAUCUGAAGUAUGCUCUCUUUGCGUAUGAUGUCAAACAGGUGUACAGAUACUCAUACACAGCGUCUUAUAUUGUGUACAACAUCGACACGAGGGAAGUAUGGGAGCUGAACCCACCCGAGGUUCCGAACUCUGUACUCCAACAUGCAGCCUGGGGAAUGCAGGGAAGGCAGCUGGUCUACAUCUUUGAGAACAACAUCUACUAUCAAUCAGAUGUGAAGACCAGCUCUCUGAGAAUCACCUCCUCCGGGAUGGAAGGAGUCAUCUUCAACGGGAUAGCAGACUGGUUAUAUGAAGAGGAGAUUUUGCAUUCACACUUGGCUCACUGGUGGUCGCCUGAUGGAGAGCGACUAGCGUUUCUGAGAAUUGAUGACACCCUGGUGCCCAACAUGACCCUGCCUCAGUUCACCGGCAGCACUUACCCCAGAGGAAUACAGUAUCCUUAUCCAAUGGCAGGCCAGAGGAACCCAACUGUCAAGCUGUUUGUGGUCAACCUGUUUGGCAUUACGAACACUCAGGAGCUGCAUCCUCCAGAUCAGCUGAGACUCAGAGAUUUCUACAUAACCAUGGUGAAGUGGAUUGAUCACACGCGCCUCGCUGUGCGGUGGGUCAACCGUCCUCAGAAUGCCUCACUUCUGACGGUGUGUGAGGCCACGACUGGAGUCUGUCACCAGAGACACGAAGAGACCUCAGAGACAUGGCUUACCAGGCAGAGUCAGGAGCCGCUGUUCUCUGAGGACCUGAGCAAGAUUUUCCUCACUCUUCCUGUAAAACAUGGAGGUCACACAGACGUCCACCACAUCACCAUGUUCUCUAGAAAGUCAAGAAGCGAGCCAGUUGAAGUUCGCCAUUUAACAUAUGGAAACUGGGACGUGGUCAGAAUCGUAACUUAUGACGAGCUCAAAAAUAUCAUAUACUUCCUGAGUUCAGAGGAAGCUCCACAGCAAAGGCAUUUAUACAGUUUGUCGACUGAUGGUUCCUCUUCAAGGCGAUGCCUCACCUGUAGACUGAAGGAAGGGUGCAAGUUCUAUGACGUCGACAUCAGUCCAAAUGCUCAAAAUGCCAUCCUCCACUGUCAAGGUCCUGAUGUUCCAGCUGUGCUGCUUCUCAGUUUCAGCGACUUGGACUCAUACUUCAUCCUGGACAGCAACCUCCCCCUACGAUCGGCGCUGGACACCAGAAGGAAGGCUAAGACCGUAUUCGAGAAUAUCACCAUUGACAACUUUGAGCUGCCUCUGAAGCUCAUUUGUCCUCCGGGCUUCUCAGAGUCCAACCUCUACGGCCUUCUCCUCAUCAUAGGCAGCAUUCCCAGGGAACAUACAGCAACAGAGAAAUUUGCACUGGACUGGGAUUGGGCGCUGGCCGUGUCACACCAGAUCAUAGUGGCCCGGUUUGAUGGCAGAGGACCCGGGUUCAGGGGUCAAAGAUCGCUGGAGCAGCCUUAUCACAGACUCAGAACGGUGGAUCUGGAGGACCAGAUUGCAGCUCUGGACUUUCUGAUGAGGCUGCCGUAUGUCGAUGGGAAUCGUGUUGGAGUUUAUGGACAGGGUUAUGGGGGUUACCUGACUCUGAUGAUGCUGAAUUCAGAAAGGCUGAUUAGAUGUGCAGCAGCUCAGGCUCCCAUCAUUAACUGGACCAUGUACGCCUCUGCCUUCUCCGAGAGGUACUUUGGAUUGCCUUCUACCGAGGAGAGCAGAUACCACGCAUCCAAAGUGCUGCUUGACAUGAAAGGCAUCGAGGGAGGAACUCUGUUUCUGGCCCAUGGCACGGCUGACGCCAACGUUCACUUCCAACACUCAGCUGAGCUCAUCAAACACUUGAUAAAGAUUGGGGCAAACUACACUAUGCAGAUCUAUCCGGACGAAGGCCACUUCCUGUCGACACGCAGCCAGAUCCAGCUGACUCAGUCCCUAAUUGGAUACUUCACAGGAUGCUUGCUCGACAUGUCGUUGUUACUUGAACAGCGGGACGACGAAUGAAAGGAAAAGGGGGCUUAUUAAUGUGUGCGGUAAACCAAAUGUGUGUUUUAUACCAGUAGCACCAUUAUUGACGGACAAAAUAAGCUUCUUUGUGACAUAUCAGACUUGUAUAAAAUGCUCUCAAAGUGCAGCCGCUGUAUAUUCAGUGUUGUUAGCGAGACUGUUGUUAUCAGCCCUGACUGAGAAUUGUAAGGCCUCAUUUACCCCCAAUGAGAUUCAUUUGUUGUCUUCUUUUUUAAUUUAAAAAGUAUUGACCUUAUUUAUUAAUUUCAUCUAAUUGUAAAGUAUUUUACAAUUAAAUAAACAAAAAAUAGGUUUAAUCACAGAGUGUAGCACCUGGAGGUGAAAUGUAUAUAGAUUACAAUAAUAAAUAGAAAACCUUGGUGCCAAAUAUUGAUAUUUUAACCGCAAACUAUUCUUUUUUUUUACCCUGAUAGAAGAUGUAUGGAUAUUUUUACAUUGAUGAGUAAUUUGGACAUUUCAAUUCCUUUUCUGUUGUGAAAUUAGGCCUAAAACCUGAAAGCUGGAUUCUGUCUGUUAACCGAGUUUUUAAAAGUUCCUAAAAUCAUCAUGCAAAAAAUGUAGAAAUUUCAAGUUUGACUUGGAUAUUCUCUGAUUGUGAAAAAAAUAGAAACAUUUUUUAUGAUAAAGGGCAUAAAUAUGCAAUAUUAAUACUAGGAAAGCACUCGGACAGCGCAUAAAUUCUGCCCUAUAUUGUGACUUACACAUAUAGGUAAAACAUGCACAUCAUCGUCAUUGCCAAAUCUAAAUGAAUUGUUCCUUGGCAUAAGGCGCAGCUCUGGUAAAAAAAAAAAAAAAUCCAUAAAAUGCAUUGAUAUGUUUUCAAUUUAUCCUGCUAACAAACCUUCUAACAAACCUUCCCUUUUCUUGUGUUUUUGUCAUCAGUGAAAUACCUCCGAAAUUUUUUGAGUCCAAUGCCGAUGCUGUUAAUAGUCACUAC